AUGGCACCUGCAGCGACCGGCGGCAAGAAGCAAAAGAAGAAGUGGUCCAAGGGAAAGGUCAAGGACAAGGCCCAGCACGCCGUCGUCCUCGACAAGCAGACCGCGGACAAGCUCAACAAGGACGUCCAGUCCUACCGCCUCAUCACCGUCGCCACCCUCGUCGACCGUCUCAAGAUCAACGGUUCGCUCGCCCGGCAAGCCCUUGCCGAUCUCGAGGAGAAGGGUACCAUCAAGAAGGUUGUCGGCCACUCCAAGCUGAGCAUCUAUACCCGUGACGUUGCUGGCGAGGCUUAA
Didymosphaeria variabile is the source of this 294-nucleotide messenger RNA. RefSeq names its product 40S ribosomal protein S25 (gene RPS25). The record is from RefSeq and is a predicted model, not a curated record. The transcript has 4 exons. Bases 1 to 294 code for a protein of 97 amino acids. Lineage: Eukaryota; Fungi; Ascomycota; Dothideomycetes; Pleosporales; Didymosphaeriaceae. Gene Ontology annotation, molecular function: structural constituent of ribosome. Gene Ontology annotation, cellular component: cytosolic small ribosomal subunit.